UCCAGGUGGAUCUCGGUGAGGUUCGUGGAUCUGGCCGUGAUGGGCGAGUUCUCAAAGAAGACAUCUUGCACUAUCUCUCUCAACAGACGGGAGCCAUGAUCCCACCAUCACCACCAUCACCAUCAUCACCACCAUCACCAUCAUCAUCACCACCACCAGCAUCACCAGCACCACCACCAGCACCACCAUCGUCACCACCACCACGACCUCUGGUGCGAAGAUUUACAGAGGACCGCACUGUUAUUAUCAAGGGCGUCCAGAAGGUGAUGUCCAGGACGAUGUCCGCGUCUCUGUCCGUGCCGCACUUUGGCUACAGUGACGAAGUGAACUUAAGUCGCCUCGUGUCUCUGAGGCGCAGACUCCAAGAGCAAGCGGAGACACGGGGGGUGAAGCUUUCUUAUAUGCCUUUCUUUCUUAAGGCAUUGUCUUUGGCACUCUUCGAGUUCCCAGCCUUGAACGCUCAUCUGGAUGAUCGCUGUGAAUCACUCACUUAUAAGGCGUCCCAUGAUAUUGGCGUGGCGAUGGACACACCAAAUGGCUUGCUGGUGCCAGUCCUGCGUGGGAUCGAGCGUAUGCCCUUGCUGUCCAUCGCCGCUGAACUGUCCCGCCUGCAGGCCAUCGGGACCGCCGGCUCGCUCAGCGCUGCACAGCUGAGCGGGGGAACGUUCACCCUGUCUAACGUGGGAUCGAUUGGAGGCACGUAUACUCACCCGGUCAUCCUCACACCAGAGGUGGCCAUUGGAGCUCUUGGCAAGAUUCAGGUGCUGCCCAGGUUCAAUGAGCGUGGUGAGGUGGUAGCAGCUCACAUCAUGAAGGUGAGCUGGAGUGCUGAUCACCGGGUGCUUGAUGGAGCCACCGUUUCUCGAUUCUCCACUAACUAGUACACUAACUAACUAGUACACUAACUAG
Molecule: messenger RNA, 909 nt
Organism: Petromyzon marinus (sea lamprey)
Lineage: Eukaryota; Metazoa; Chordata; Hyperoartia; Petromyzontiformes; Petromyzontidae
Source: RefSeq, a predicted model, not a curated record